Messenger RNA from Rhododendron vialii, 2163 nucleotides. Its product is annotated as GTP cyclohydrolase 1-like. Gene Ontology annotation, biological process: tetrahydrobiopterin biosynthetic process; tetrahydrofolate biosynthetic process. NCBI's taxonomy places the organism in Eukaryota, Viridiplantae, Streptophyta, Magnoliopsida, Ericales, Ericaceae. The record is from RefSeq and is a predicted model, not a curated record. Gene Ontology annotation, molecular function: GTP binding; zinc ion binding; GTP cyclohydrolase I activity. The transcript has 2 exons. Gene Ontology annotation, cellular component: cytoplasm. The coding region runs from base 393 to 1775 and encodes 460 amino acids.
AAACACGUACAGUUUUGAUUUCUUACACAAUUCGAUAUCGACAUUCCUAGCCUCCCUCCCUCGCUCGCUCUUGCCCUUCCAUCCCUUCGUCCUUUCUUCUCUCGAUAUCAGCCCUAUAACUCCCUCCCACUCUCAUCCUUUAAAAUUACAUCAUUUUGUCUCUGCUGUUUCCUCUAUGCAGUCUCUUUUCUUUCUCAUUGCUUUAGAACUGGGUUAACCCAUUUCGCUUUAUCUUUCCAACUGAUUCGUUUGGUUUUUAGGCCUCUGCAGGAAAAAUUGAAAUUUUUUUUUUUAUGUGGGUUAUGAGAAAGAUUUGAUUUGUAUUUGUAGGGUUUGUUGCGGUAGAUCGUGGAUUGUGAUUUCGGGUUUUUUUGGGGUGUGGGUUUUUGUCAAUGGGCGCUUUGGAUGAGGGGCACUUCAAUGUGGAGCUAAAAGGGAAUGGAGUGGAGCUAAAGGGUGGUUGUAUAGAGCUGGGAUUUGAGGAAGAGAGAGAGACGACCGUGGCCAUUGAAGAUGCUGUAAAGUUGCUGUUGCAAGGUUUGGGUGAAGAUAUCAAUCGAGAAGGUCUAAGAAAGACCCCACUUCGUGUUGCCAAGGCCCUCAGAGAAGGAACCAGAGGCUACCGACAAAAGGUGACAGAUAUUGUUCAAGGGGCUUUAUUCCCUGAAUCCGGGUUGGAAAGUGGAAUCGGGCAUGCUGGAGGAGCUGGUGGGCUUGUUGUUGUUCGGGAUCUUGAUCUUUUCUCGUACUGUGAGUCAUGUUUGCUUCCAUUCCAAGUCAAGUGUCAUAUUGGGUAUGUCCCAUCCGGGCAGCGUGUUGUAGGCCUAAGCAAACUUUCUCGCGUUGCUGAUGUCUUUUCAAAACGACUGCAAGACCCACAACGUCUAGCAGAUGAAGUAUCUUCAGCUUUGCAAGAUGGAAUCAAGCCGACAGGUGUUGCCGUCAUUCUCCAGUGUUCACACAUUCACUUCCCGAAUUUUGAGUCAGCCUUUCUUGACUCAAAUCACAGAGGAUGGGUAAAGGUGAUCGUUUGUUCUGGUUCAGGAGUUUUUGAAAAUGACAAGGCAGAUAUUUGGGGUGAUUUUCUGAAUCUCUUGAGAUUCAGAGGCAUAAAUGUUGAGAAAAUCCAUCCCAGAGACUCAGAUGACAAAUCUUGGUGCCCAUCUCAGGCUAUAUCUAAGAUGGGAGCAGCCAAUUCAGGAAUGAUUGCUGCGGUAGCUUCAAUUCUUCGUUCCUUGGGUGAAGACCCAUUAAGGAACGAGCUUCUAGGAACUCCUACCCGUUUUGUGAAAUGGCUUAUGAAUUUCAAAAACUGUAACUUGGAGAUGAAGUUAAAUGGGUUUGGUCUUUGUCGACUAGAUGCCGUUAGAUCCAAUGGGAACGAAGACAUCCAUUCUGAGCUAAACUUGCCAUUCUGGUCCCAAUGCGAACACCAUCUACUUCCAUUUCAGGGAUUUGUGCACAUUGGAUACAUCUCUACUGAAGGAGUCAACCCCAUUGGGAAAACUCUCCUGCAGUCAAUAGUGCAUUUCCAUGGUUUCAAGCUCCAAGUACAGGAGAGGCUCACCAGACAAAUAGCUGAGACAGCUUCAUCACUGCUUGGUGGAGAUGUAAUGGUGGUGGUUGAGGCUAACCACACUUGCAUGAUCUCUAGAGGGAUUGAGAAGUUUGGAAGUAAUACAGCUACGCUUGCUGUCUUGGGUCGCUUUUCAACUGACCCUGUUGCAAGAGCAAAAUUUUUGGAGAGCAUCCCAAACUCUGCCACUGCUGGAUGAAGAUUUUUAUUUGUUCAUGACAGACCUCUAAAUACGAUUUUUUUCACAACAAAGAUGCCCUGCGUUUUUCAAAUCUUGUUUUCAGAUAGCUGGGCAACCCAGAAGGAGAUCCGACAAUGAUUUGGAGAAAUGUCGGUCUCCCUCAGAGUUUUGUUUGGUGGAUUAGGGCUUUCAGACUGGAGUCCGAAAGGGUAGGGAAGUUGACGGAUUUCAUUUCCUUUUUCUUUUAUUUUUUUUCCUCCUCUACUUAUUGUUUGUAGCAUAAAGGUCUGCUUUGCCAACAAAUGGGCAAGGAUAAUUCUUGACAACACCUUACUUUUGAGGUUUCUCGUUACCAUUACUCACAUGAUUACUUGGAUCAAUUAUAUUGCUACCAAAGUUUCACACU